CAAGUACCCCAAAUAUCUAAGCCUUGUUUGCUUUUUCUAGUGUUAGCUUUUUAUGUUAUGUGAGGCCCUUCCUCUCAUUCUCUUUUGACUUUCUCAAAUGGCCUUUGCAAGUGUCGUAGCCAUUGUCGCAUUUCUUCUUCUACAACCUCUUUCAGCUACUUCUGACCUCCUUUCUCCUCUGCUUUCUCCCAUCUUUGAUGAUGUAUGCAAAGAAGUGGAAUGUGGAAAAGGAACAUGUAAACCUUCCAAGAACAGCACUUUCUUCUUUGAAUGCGAGUGCCACCCGGGUUGGAAGAGAGCUCCUUCAAAUGAUAAGAUGGGUUUGAAGUUUCUUCCUUGCAUAGUUCCCAAUUGUACAUUGGACUACUCUUGCUCCAAAGCCCCUGCCCCUGUUCAAGAAAAGUCAACAAAAUCCAAUGAGUCGAUUUUUGAUGCUUGCCACUGGAUUGAUUGUGGUGGUGGCUCAUGCAACAAGACAUCCAAGUUCUCCUAUAGUUGUGAGUGUGAUGUAGGCUAUGACAACCUCCUAAAUGUCACUACCUUCCCUUGCUUCAGAGAAUGUUCUCUUGGCUUGGGUUGCUCUGAACUUGGAAUAUCAGUGAAAAACUCAUCUACUUCUGCACCACCGACUUUGAAUGAUAACAGCAAGAAUGAAGGUAGCUCAAUUCUACAAGGAAAUUCCCUUCGGCUGGUCAUGCUAAUUAUGUUCGUGGCAAAGCUCCAUUUGCAAAUAGGAUAAGUGUUGGAUGGUCUUAGCAGCAUCUCAUUUUAUUGUAUUAAUUUACUGGUGUUCAUAUAAAUAAAAAUAAGGCAUCACAUCAGGGUUUUAAUACAUGACAGUUUUGGUUAUUAUAUAUUUCACGAUUUGUCCUUUUUUUUCGUUAAACAAUUAUUUCAGGGUAUAUUAAUGUGAUGAUCGAGGGUCUUGUAGCUUUUGUGCU
Molecule: messenger RNA, 941 nt
Organism: Glycine soja
Lineage: Eukaryota; Viridiplantae; Streptophyta; Magnoliopsida; Fabales; Fabaceae
Exons: 6
Coding region: 98-739 (213 amino acids)
Source: RefSeq, a predicted model, not a curated record